AAAACUUCAUAGCGGUGAUCAGAUUCACCAAAUUUCUCUUAACCAAAUCAAUCAAAAUGCUAAUCAAAUCCCAAAGAUUGACCCUUUUCUCUCCUCUCUUUCCCAAACCAAGACCGAUUCCGGUUUACUCCCACCAAACACUAGUCGCAGAUUCGGUGCUAACUCGGAGAAAACUCGGUGCGAUCACCGCAACUCCGAGUUUCCAAGGAAAUCCGGUGGUGACUCCGCGGAGAAUAAAAUUAGAGCAAGCUACGAGGAACUGCGUCGGAAGUGAUCGGGAAAUCGACGAAGAAGAAGAGGAGAAGAAGAGAGGGGAUCUGGUGAAACAGAGCAUAUGGGAACAGAUGAAAGAGAUAGUGAAGUUCACAGGUCCGGCGAUGGGGAUGUGGAUUUGUGGACCGUUGAUGAGUCUCAUCGACACGGUCGUCAUCGGCCAAGGAAGCUCCAUCGAACUCGCUGCUCUUGGACCGGGAACAGUACUAUGCGACCACAUGAGUUACGUCUUCAUGUUCCUCUCCGUGGCUACAUCCAACAUGGUCGCAACUUCUCUUGCCAAACAGGACAAGAAAGAAGCACAACAUCAAAUCUCUGUCUUGCUCUUCAUUGGAUUGGUUUGUGGACUAAUGAUGCUUUUGCUCACAAGAUUAUUCGGUCCUUGGGCUGUUACUGCUUUUACAAGGGGGAAGAACAUUGAGAUUGUCCCUGCAGCUAAUACAUAUAUUCAGAUUCGAGGCUUAGCGUGGCCGUUUAUCCUUGUUGGAUUGGUUGCUCAAAGCGCAAGUCUUGGAAUGAAGAACUCAUGGGGACCUCUUAAAGCUUUAGCUGCAGCAACGAUCAUUAAUGGUCUCGGAGAUACAAUCUUAUGCUUGUUUCUUGGACAAGGUAUUGCUGGAGCUGCUUGGGCAACAACUGCUUCUCAGGUUGUUUCGGCUUAUAUGAUGAUGGAUUCUCUGAACAAAGAAGGCUACAAUGCUUACUCCUUCGCUAUCCCUUCACCGCAAGAACUAUGGAAGAUCUCUGCACUCGCUGCACCUGUCUUUAUCUCCAUCUUCUCCAAGAUUGCUUUCUACUCUUUCAUCAUCUACUGUGCUACUUCCAUGGGAACUCACGUUUUAGCCGCUCAUCAGGUGAUGGCUCAGACGUACAGGAUGUGCAACGUAUGGGGUGAGCCACUCUCUCAAACGGCUCAGUCCUUUAUGCCAGAGAUGUUAUAUGGUGCGAACCGUAACCUUCCAAAGGCUAGAACGUUACUUAAGUCCCUAAUGAUUAUUGGAGCCACCCUUGGAUUAGUCUUGGGAGUUAUCGGAACAGCGGUUCCAGGCCUGUUUCCUGGUGUCUACACACAUGAUAAAGUCAUCAUAUCCCAGAUGCAUAAAUUGCUUAUACCUUUCUUCAUGGCGUUGUCUGCAUUGCCUAUGACAGUAUCCCUCGAGGGUACAUUGCUGGCGGGACGUGAUCUCAAAUUCGUCAGCUCAGUGAUGAGUUCAAGCUUCGUUCUUGGCUGUCUCACACUAAUGUUCGUGACUCGAAGUGGCUAUGGUUUACUCGGCUGCUGGUUCGUUCUCGUUGGAUUUCAAUGGGGUCGGUUUGGUCUGUAUCUACGACGGCUUCUUUCGCCUGGAGGCAUACUUAAUUCGGAUGGGAUAAGUCCAUAUACGGCGGAGAAGAUCAAAUCCAUUUAGUCUCAGUAUGAUGAUUUCAUUGAUUAUCUAAAGAGUUUGCCAACAAAUGGCUAAUUAUGAUAUCUCAGGCACCAAAAAAAGCAAGUCACAUCGAGCUCUGAGGCUCUAGAAUGAUGUCUAGGUUCUAAGCUUAUUGUCAACUUCUUUUUUUGGUCAGAGGCUCAAUGCAAAUUUAAAGCAUAAUAGACAAAUAAUAUUAAG
Arabidopsis arenosa is the source of this 1883-nucleotide messenger RNA. The record is from the annotation of a GenBank genome assembly. Lineage: Eukaryota; Viridiplantae; Streptophyta; Magnoliopsida; Brassicales; Brassicaceae.